ACAACAUUUUUAUUUUUUUAGGGGGGUAGGUAUUUGGAAUAUGCGUGCAAACACAGUGCCAGUUUCCAUCUUUGAUAUUAACUGCUUGCAUGAAUAUUGCUCAGGCGUCACAUGAGCCAGCAACCGACCGCACGUGCGGGGCGCACGGCAUCGCCAGCGAGAAGAGGAGGCGCUGGAUAGUGCGCAUGAUCGAGCGUAAACACAGCGCACUUGAGCAAACUGAAGUCAUCAUUCCCACUGUUUAUCUCGCUACGGGCAGCGGGAGCAGGGUAAUUACUGGGGGACGGGGGAAGAACACCAACACUUAAUGAGUUUAAGUGACAUGUUAAGCGGACACUGACACUGACAGGAAGACUUGUUUGUGCGUUUCAGCACCGGACAGCUCUCUCUCUCUGUCUCCUCCCCCCCUCCAGCCCCUCUCUCCCCGCGGGUCUCCUGCUCACAGGCGCGCUUCUGGCAUGUGCGCCGAGAAAGUGUCCGUCAGUCGCAGCCGGUGCGGGUCACGGGCGGAGAGCAUGGCGGACUCCCCACAGCAUCCUCCCAGCAGCAGCUGCCGCUAAAACCUCGAGAGAUGAGCGGCAUACCGCAGUUCCUCCUGGAAGUGUCCAUCGUGGUGGUAGCUGUCGUCUCGCUGCUGACAAACUUGUCGGUGCUGCUAUGUUUCACCCAGAGCUCCGAGUUGCGCGCCCACGUGCCCGGCGUCUUCGUCCUCAACCUCUCCUUCUCCAACGUCCUCCUCACGCUCAUCAACAUGCCCGCCACGUUCCUCGGGGUGGCCACGGGCGCGCAGCCCUUCGGGGACUCGUUCUGCCAGGCCGUCAGCUUUGCGGAGACUUUCCUCACCACUAACGCGAUGCUGAGCAUGGCCGCGCUCAGCAUGGACAGGUGGGUGGCGGUGGUGUUCCCGCUCAGCUACUCCAGCAAGAUGCGCUACGGGGACGCGCUCCUCAUCGUGGCGUACUCCUGGCUGCAAGCCCUCACCUUCUCCCUCACCCAGCUGCUGAUGGACUGGGGGGGCUACAGCCACACGUACGCCUCGUGCACCGUCCACCUGGACGCGGGGGAGAGGUCGCGGUUCGCCGCCUACGCGACCUUCACGGCGCUGUUCCACUGCAGCAGCUUCGCGCUCUGCCUGCUCGUGCUGUGCUUCGCCUACCUGAAGGUUCUGAGGGUGGCCAGGUCGCACUGCAAGAGGAUAGACGUGAUCACGGUGCAGACUCUGCUGCUGCUGGUGGACAUCCACCCCAGUGUGAAGGAGAGGUGUCUGGCAGAACAGAAGAAGAGGAGGCAGCGCGCCACUAAAAAGAUUUGCAUCUUCAUCGGCUCCUUCAUCCUCUGCUUUUCACCCUAUGUUAUAACAAGGCUGCUGGAGCUGGUCCCCUCUGUGCACAUCCCCCGGUACUGGGGCAUCGCCGCCAAAUGUCUGUCCUACGGCAAGACCUCCAGCGACCCGUUCGUCUACUGCCUGCUGCGGCACCAGUACAGGAAGGUCCUGGUGAGCAUCAUCAGCCGGUUCAUGAGAAAGGAUCAUUACGCGCUGUCCAUCCACAGCACGAGCAGCACGCUGGACACCACCGACGACAACUGCAUCACCAGAGUCACCUGAGCCUGAUGUGCUCACAUGUUUAAAUGGCUCAACACCUGCAUACCUUCUGGUCAGGGGCAGCCCCGCAGAUGGGAGAGCGUCCGUGUCUUUAACACGGGGGUGGUGGAGCACAGGGCUCUUUAAGCCACAGUGUUGUCCACUGGGAGAUCUGUGAAGGACACAGCGUAUACUCAUUGAGACCGCACUGGCCUCUGAUGUGUGCCAAAGGCCUUUUCAGACUGUUUCCACAGGGCUUGUCAGUUUGCCGGCAGAGGCAUAGCCAAGGAUGCACCACAUGAAACACAGAACACUAUGUUUAUUACUAUGAUCAGUGUAAAUGUUGAAGUAACCUUGAAUUUGUCAGAAAGUGGUCUUUCAGUGAAAAAACUGCAACAAAAAGUGUUCAUCCUGGUGGCUCUUUUGACGCUAAUAUUAGAGUUUGUGUUAAUGGCAUUCAACACAGAGUGUCUAAAAAUGUAUGUGAGGAUGUGUAAAGAUGUUAUAUCACAGCAACAACACAGAUUGAAGAAUAAAGUCCA
Molecule: messenger RNA, 2124 nt
Organism: Acanthopagrus latus (yellowfin seabream)
Lineage: Eukaryota; Metazoa; Chordata; Actinopteri; Spariformes; Sparidae
Gene: gpr78a
Product: G protein-coupled receptor 78a
Exons: 3
Coding region: 572-1606 (344 amino acids)
Biological process (GO): adenylate cyclase-activating G protein-coupled receptor signaling pathway
Cellular component (GO): membrane
Molecular function (GO): G protein-coupled receptor activity
Source: RefSeq, a predicted model, not a curated record